AUGGAGAUCCUUUCUUUGUUUUUAUACUCUCUCUUUUAUCUUGCUUUGCUUCUCAUUUUCAACCUUCUCCUCCAAGCAAGAAAAUUCAAAAACUUGCCACCAGGUCCACCUUCUCUUCCCAUAAUCGGCGAUCUUCACCACCUGAAAAAGCCACUCCACCGUACUUUCAAGGGGCUGUCGGAUAAAUAUGGCCAUGUUUUUAAACUUUGGUUUGGUUCACGUCUUGUGGUGGUUGUUUCUUCACAAUCCGAAUUCCAAGAAUGUUUCACAAAAAACGAUGUUGUCCUUGCAAAUAGGCCACGCUUUCUCUCUGGAAAGUACAUCUUCUACAACUACACAACCUUAGGAUCCACAUCCUACGGCGACCACUGGCGCAACCUCCGCCGUAUCACCUCCCUCGAUGUUCUUUCGAACCACCGCAUCAACAGCUUCUCUCCCAUAAGAAGGGACGAGACACGGAGGCUGAUAACAAAGCUAUCUGAGGGCGCAUCCAAGGACUUUGCAGAAGUUGAACUGUCUUCAAGGUUCUAUGACAUGACUUUCAACAACAUCAUGAGAAUGAUCUCCGGAAAGAGAUACUAUGGUGAAGACUGUGACAUGGCGGAUCUUCAAGAAGCAAGCCAAUUCAGAGAUAUGGUAUCUGAGUUGCUUCAGUUGUCAGGUGCUAAUAACAAGACUGAUUUCAUGCCUUUACUUAGGCUUUUUGAUGUUGAAAACUUGAAGAAGAGGCUUACCAAUAUUAGCGAAAAAACUGAUGCGUUCUUGAAAGGACUCCUUCAAGAACACCGCAGCAAGAAGAAACACCCAAAUACCAUGAUUGAUCAUCUCCUAAGUCUGCAAGAAUCACAACCUGAGUACUACACUGAUCAAAUCAUCAAAGGCCUUGCUUUGGCUAUGCUCCUUGCUGGAACCGACUCUUCUGCUGUUACUUUAGAAUGGGCAAUGUCUAAUGUGCUGAACCAUCCAGAGGUAUUGAAGAAGUUAAGAGCUGAAUUGGAUACCGAAGUAGGACAAGAUCGCAUGGUGGACGAGUCAGACAUUCCAAAACUCACUUACUUGAAAAAUGUUAUCAACGAGACACUUCGGUUGUAUACACCUGCUCCAUUGUUAUUACCACACUCGAAUUCAGAGGAGUGUGUUAUUGGAGGAUACAAAGUUCCACGAGACACUAUAGUGUUAAUUAAUGCUUGGGCAAUUCAUAGGGAUCCUGAAUCAUGGAGUGAGGCCACAAGUUUUAAGCCAGAAAGGUUUGAGAAAAAAGGAGAGACAGAAAAGAUAAUUGCAUUUGGGAUGGGAAGAAGGGCAUGUCCUGGAGAAGCCUUGGCUGUUCGUGCAGUUAGCUUGACUUUGGCAUUAUUGAUUCAAUGCUUUGAUUGGAAACGUGUCAGUGAUGAUAAGAUUGAUAUGGGAGAGCAAGAUGGGUUCGUCUUGACAAAGUUAGUCCCAUUAAAGGCCAUGUGUAAAUCACGUCCAGUCAUAAACAAGGUUAUAGAGUAAUUCCUCAUCCUCAGAUCGAGUGGAGCUAGUUGUGUGAGGAUAUAUAUAUCUAUAAUAGAAUGAAAUUUGUACCUUUUUUUUAUAACCAAUUAAGGUAGUACACAUACAUAUGCACAAAUACUGGGCGUGCUCAAAUAAGUGUGUACCAGGGUCAUCUUUGGGUACUGAUUAUGCAAAUAGUG
Gastrolobium bilobum is the source of this 1679-nucleotide messenger RNA. Its product is annotated as isoflavone 2'-hydroxylase. The record is from RefSeq and is a predicted model, not a curated record. The transcript is spliced from 2 exons. Bases 1 to 1497 code for a protein of 498 amino acids. Lineage: Eukaryota; Viridiplantae; Streptophyta; Magnoliopsida; Fabales; Fabaceae. Gene Ontology annotation, molecular function: oxidoreductase activity, acting on paired donors, with incorporation or reduction of molecular oxygen; monooxygenase activity; heme binding.